CCCAUUUCCAUUAGCGUGACACCCCCUAGGCCCUAGCAUCAUGGCGGCACUUAUAGGUUGGAAAAGUUAUCGAAAAUGACACUUACGUAUUAAAUUAGUAGUAAAUACUGUUUGAAUUAUAUUUGUUUCUACAGAGUCCCAUUCGUAAAUGAAAUGAGACAAUGAUGCCGAUAAAGGAUAAUCAAGAUGUGGCUUGUUUUCUUGUCACUAAACACUCGUGGAAGGGAAAGUACAAACGUGUUUUCUCUAUCGGAUCCAUGGGUAUCACAACUUAUAAUCCUGGCAAUCUCGAGGUUACUAAUAAGUGGGCAUAUUCAGAUUUUAUCAGCUUACAGCCGACAAAUAAAAGUCAGUCUGGCCUAUAUGAGUUUAGUAUCACGAUGCGCAAGGAACGAAAAGUAGAUACAAUGAGAUUCAGCUCUGAGUACAGGGUACAACUUUUGACUGAGGCUUUGAAAUUCAGAAAUCAAUUUGCAGAAAAACCAAAGGAGAUUUUGAGAUACCAAGCCUAUAAGCAUCAUUGGUCGGAUACGAGAUUGCCCGUUGUCCUUGAGGUGACACCAUUCAGUCUUGACCAGUUGGAUCCUGCCACAAACAUGUUGUUGGCUAGCUAUUGUUACAAGGACUUUGAAGGCCUUGCCACAAUGAAAGAUUACCCAGGUGGCUUUGUGAUAGUAUGUGGGGGCUUUGGACGUCUGCACCUAUUUGCCUCGCAUCAAAUUGAAGAGAUAAAGAAGAAAAUGCUGGAUUCGGCACUAAAUAACUUGGGAAUCAAUAUAAAAGUACUGAAAGAACAAAUAAUCCUCGAUGAUUUCCUCACCCAAAGACUGGGAAAGUUCAGUGGCGAUGAGCACAUAACCAGCGUGUCAGAGUUCACUGUUCACAAGCUCUCAUCCAGGCACUCGGAUCCUCAACGAAGAACAUUAUGCCUUUCAGAUACUUGCCUUGUUGAAAGAGACCCUCAGACAUACAGCAUUUGCACCCUCAGACCGUUGUCUGAUAUUUUUACUCUGGUUCGAGAUAACUCGAACCCGCAAUUAUUCACGAUACAGUACCUGAAUGGUCAAAUGCGGAGUUACACAACCACUGACAGGGAUUCUUUACUCGCUUCUUUACUAGACGGUGUUAGGGCAUCUGGGAACAGAGAUGUUCAUGUUAAAAUGUAUCCUAUAUCUCGAGGCAAGAGACUCGGUCCAUUGAACUUGCCUGUCGAUGAAGAAGUCGAGACUUCUCAUAUAAAAUUUCUGCAACAGCCGCCUGGUAAUAAAUCAUUCUCUGAGAUGUUGGAAAGGUUCAAUGCAAACGCUCCGUACAACGGGCUACACUAUUCCACCUCCCAAGAUGAUAAUAAACCGCUUGAUUGGACUGUAACUACGUUACAACUUCAAGUCCACAGGGUUACAAAUGACUAUUUACAGGGCCUAUUUACCGAGAACAAAGACAAGGUAAUUCUUGGCGCCCUGAAUGCUCUAGUGAGCAAGGAACUGGAAACGAAUAGCGAAGUCGAGGCACAGUUUCACGCCCUAAGAAGGUUAGUUGCAAGCAAAGUUGGUUUCACAGCAUUCACCACUUUACCAGGCUUUAGAGAAGCCAUCGGGAAUAAAGUCGUCAAAGCAUUGAAGCGACAAGAUUGUGGAGUGACGCAAGCCGCAAUGGAUUGUAUUUGUGCUCUCAUGCAGCCCAUGCAUGAAGACUGUGACUUGAGACAGGAACAAUUGAACAAAAGCAGUCUACUGAGUAGUACCAAGUUUCUUGAAAGUCUCCUAGACAUGUGGAUCAGUCACGUUAAUCAUGGCACAGGAGCUCUUGUGGUUUCUGCCAUGUUGGACUUCCUAACAUUCGCGCUCUGUGUACCAUACAGCGAAACAACAGAUGGCAAACACUUCGAUAAUUUAUUGGAAAUGGUCGCUGCUAGGGGUAGAUCAUUGUUUCGACUGUUUCAACACCCUUCGUUAGCAGUUGUCAAAGGAGCAGGGCUCGUGAUGCGGGCUAUAAUUGAGGAAGGAGCACCAGAAAUUGCAGCAAAAAUGCAAGAACUUGCACUAGCCGAAGGCGCUUUGCCGAGACAUUUGUUGAAUAGCUUGUUCACUCUGGGCAGUGACGGUAGACUUUUGACACAUAGACAAUUGUGUCGACAUUUAGUGGGUUUGUGGGUCACUGGACACCCUACUGCGAUGGGAUUACUAAAGAGAAUAAUGCCAGUUGGUUUGUUGAAUUACCUGGAUUCUGAGGAGAAAGUACCAGAUUCUUUUCUGGAAGAAGAACGAUUGAAUAAUCGUGAUAAUUUAAAAAUUGCGAUCGAUCAUGCCUCGAAAAACAGAAAAAGUCCACAAUGGAUAGCGAUUGAGCGUCAAAUGCGGGUACUUGAGAGGCAUGUGGAAAAUGCCCUACAACACUGGGGUGCUAGAGUGGGUAUCGAACGGCGUGAAAAAAUUAAAGAAAGACCGAUUGUACUGAGAAAGCGUAGAGAAAGGAUUAAGUCCGAAGCAAAUUGGAAGCUAUUUUAUUACAAAUUUAAUCAAGAUCAUGCGCUGCCAAAUUUAAUCUGGAACCACAAAACACGAGAGGAGUUGAGAACUGCUUUGGAAAACGAAAUAAGAGCUUUCACCUCUGACAAGGAUUUGUCUGGUGGCACUUUGAUAGCCUGGAAUCACAGAGAAUUCGAAGUACAGUAUCAUUCUCUUUCCGACGAAGUUAAAAUUGGGGAUUAUUACCUCCGACUGCUAUUGGAGAAGGAAGACAGUCCUGAUAGCCCUAUAAGGAAGUCGUAUGAGUUUUUCAACGACUUGUAUCAUAGGUUUUUGCUAACUACAAAAAUUGAAAUGAAGUGCCUUUGCCUGCAAGCAAUGACUAUCGUGUACGGUCGAUAUUUUGAAGACAUUGGCCCUUUUUCCGACACUAAGUACAUAGUUGGUAUGCUUGAACGGUGUUCAGAUAGGAUGGAACGUGACCGGUUAGUUAUGUUUAUAAAUAAGCUGAUACUACAUCGGAGAAACGUUAAAGAUAUUAUGGAUCAAAAUGGUGUUAGAACUAUGGUCGAUCUCUUGACAUUGGCUCACUUGCAUACGUCGCGUGCUGUUGUUCCGACUCAGACAAAUGUCAUAGAGGCAGGGCCAGAUCAAGAAAGAGUCAUGGAGAAAGAAUGGUAUUACAACGACGGAGACCAGCGGAAAGGUCCAAUUUGCAUAACUGAAUUGAAGAAAUUAUAUGCAGCGAGUAAAAUUAACAACAAAACUAAGGUCUGGGCACAAGGGUUAGAUGGAUGGCGGAUGAUCAUGCAAGUUCCUCAGUUGAAAUGGACUUUAGUAGCCAAAGGCAGUCCAGUAAUAAAUGAAAGUGAAUUGGCAACGCUAGUUUUGAACAUUCUCAUCAAAAUGUGCGAAUACUUCCCAAGUCGAGAUGCUGAUGAUGCUGUGAUUCGGCCACUGCCUCGUGUUAAGAGGCUACUUUCCGAUCCUCAGUGCAUGCCACAUGUAGUUCAAUUACUCUUGACUUUUGAUCCAGUUUUAGUAGAGAGAGUAUCGACUCUGCUAUGCGAAGUCAUGAAGGAUAAUCCAGACGUGUCAAAAAUCUAUCUAACGGGAAUCUUUUUCUUCAUAUUGAUGUAUACUGGGUCCAAUGUUCUACCGGUUGCAAGAUUUUUGCAGUUGACGCACACCAAACAGGCGUUUAGGGGUGACGAAAACACAGCAUCUGACAUAAUGCAGAGGAGUAUAUUGGGUCAGCUUUUGCCAGAUGCUAUGGUUAGCUACCUUGAGAAUCACGGGGCAGAAAAGUUUGCACAGAUAUUUUUGGGUGACUUUGACACCCCAGAAGCCAUCUGGAAUGCUGAAAUGCGCAGAAUGUUAAUAGAAAAAGUGGCCGCGCAUAUAGCAGACUUCUCACCUAGGCUACGAAGCCACACACUGGCCCGCUACCAAUACAUCCCUAUACCUGCGAUAAGAUAUCCUCAGCUUGAGAAUGAACUGUUCUGCCAAAUAUUUUAUCUCAGGCAUCUCUGUGAUACAAACAAAUUUCCCCAGUGGCCAAUUCCGGACCCUGUAAAGUUGCUGAAAGAUGUGUUGGAUGCAUGGAAAAAAGAGGUGGAAAAGAAGCCGCCUGUUAUGACAGUCGACGAUGCCUACAAAGUUUUGGGAUUAGCUGGUGGGAAACAGCACAACGAAGCUACCGUGCGAAAGUCUUAUUACAAACUAGCACAAAUGUAUCAUCCAGAUAAGAAUCCUGAUGGCAGGGAUAAAUUUGAAGCUGUUAAUCAAGCCUACGAAUUCCUGUGUAGCCGCAGCUGUUGGACAGCGGAUGGUCCAAACCCGGACAACAUUGUUCUCAUCCUUAGAACGCAGAGUAUUCUGUUCCAUCGGUACGCCGAUGAGCUUCAGCCGUAUAAAUACGCGGGUUAUCCACAACUGAUUAAAACAAUAAAGUUUGAGACCAAUGAUGAUCAAUUGUUUUCAAAGUCAGCACCUCUCCUGGCUGCAGCAAGCGAACUUGCCUAUCAUACGGUUCACUGUUCUGCUUUAAAUGCCGAAGAAUUGAGGAGAGAAGGUGGCUUGGAAGUUAUGUUAGAAGCAUAUUCAAGAUGCGUUUCAGUUUUAAAUAACUCGAGUAAACCCAAUGACGUAGCUGUUCAAGUUUGUACACAUAUCACAAGAUGCUUUGCUGUUGCCGGGUUGUUUAGAGGGUGUAGAGAAAAGAUGGUCGAGUUGCCUCAAUUGGUCAAGGAUCUCUGCAGGCUGUUAUAUUUCAAGCAUUUAACGAAACUUUGCUCUGUGGCAACGGAGUGUGUAUCAUCGUUAGCAACCGAUAGCGUACUCCAGAUGCAGUUGUUGCAGUCGGGAGCACUGUGGCAUCUGCUCCUCUUCAUGUUCAACUACGAUUACACGUUGGAGGAAGGUGGCGUGAAAAGGAGUCAGGAUGAAAAUCGGCAAGAGGUUGCAAACAACUUGGCUAAGCUUGCAGUGAGGGCUUGUGCUAGGUUGGGUGGCUAUAUGACUGGCGAUAAUGAAACACCAGUUAAUCCCGUUACUGUGGCUGCGCUGGAAAGCACCCUCACUCCGUAUCUGGCCCGCCAGCUUGGCAAUGAAAAACCUGAAGAAAUACUGAAAAUUCUCAAUUCAAAUUGCUCAAAUCCGUAUUUGAUAUGGGACAACGGUACCAGGGCAGAACUAAACGAGUACUUAGAAUCGAAGCGGCAAGAAAAACUGAGUGGCAAUGGAGACUUUGAACACGAUUUCACUGAGUUUAAAUAUACGGCGCAUAGCAAUGAACUUAUAAUUGGGGAAAUCUUUGUUAAAAUUUAUAAUGAACAGCCAACGUUCCCAAUUGAGAAUCCAAAGGGUUUCACAAUAGACCUCCUAGACUUUCUCUCCAAGUCUGCUACUUAUUUAGCUUCUGUCGGAAGUGUUGCAUUGUCAAAGAAGGAUCAGGAAAAAUUGAGACAUAUCGUAAUAUCCCUUGACGCUCUCAAAAAUGUGAUAAAAAAUAAUCCCGGUGUAGAAAUGCAGUGCAUUGGUCACUUCAAGCUACUUUUUGGCCUGUUGAGUUGCAACAGUUUCAAGCCAAUUCAAAAGGGAGCUCUGGAAGUUAUUAAUAAUGUUACUAAAAACCAAGAGUGCGUCAACGAUAUUGCCGCCAAUGAGGUGGUGGUGCAUUUACUUUUGUGCCUGCACAGUUUGACCGAGUGCCAGCUUCUGACCUUGGAAACAUUGUAUGCCUUGAUGAGUACUACGAAAAUAGUAAAAGAUGCUUUGACGAAAGGCGCUGUUGUGUACAUUCUUGAUUUAUUUUGCAACUCCAACAAUACGCAAAUUCGGGAAGCUGCUGCCGAUUUACUGGCUAAAAUGUCCUCCGACAAGUUAGCUGGGCCAAAAGUAAAGCUCGAUUUGUCGAAAUUCUUGCCACGGUUAUUUAGCGAGGCAAUCCGGGAUGCCCCUAAACAAUGUGUACAUAUGUUUGAAUCUAGACAUGAAAAUCCAGAGUUAAUUUGGGAUGACGACUCAAAGAACAGGGUUUCCAGGAUCGUUUCUGAGAUGAAAGAAGAUCACUAUGCAGCCCAGAGAGUGAAUCCCAAUACAAAUCUGAAGUUGCCUGAAAUGCAGACUAACAUAGAUAUCGGAACUAAUGAACCUGUGGUAGCUGGAGUAUACCUCAGACUGUUUAUAGCCAGUCCUACGUGGGCCCUCAGAAAACCUAAAGAGUUCUUGAGCGAGCUGAUGGAUACGACAUUGAUUCUAAUGUCUAAGGAAAAAACUGACACCGAUUUGCUAGAGCUAGCAGCGCAAGCUUUGGUAUGCUUGCUGCAAGCUCAGCCAGCAUUGGCUGAUCAGGUACCAUCUCUAGGCCACAUACCAAAGUUAUGUCGACAAAUGUCUGUUCCCAAUAGUCAACCGGCUGUCUACAAAGCUGCCAUAUUAAUAUUACACCAAUUAGCCGCUAGUGAGAUAUGUAUAACAUCAAUAUGCCAGACAGAGUGUAUAAGUCCUCUAAAGUAUGCGAUGCAAUCGAGGAAAGACAUGAUAGCCAUAGCUUGCGAGGCAUUAAACAGAUUAUUUUCAACGAACGAGGACAGACUUGUGAAGCAGGCCUUGGAAGCACAGAUGGUCCCCUACCUUCUGACACUUCUGGAGGGUAGAUUAGACACCAUUGAUAAUCCUGGCACAACAAAGGCUCAAAUAGUGAAAGCUUUGAAAGCAAUGACACGGAGUCUGUUGCUGGGUGAAAAAGUCACCGCAAUAUUAGACAAAUCCUCUGUUUGGGCAGAGUACAAAGACCAGAUGCACGAUCUGUUCAUAUCCAACACACCCACCGCGGGAUAUUUGACUGCUGGUGUACCGGUAUCUGCGGGUUAUCUAACUGCAGGACCAAGUGCCACACUUCCCACAGGACCGCCACCAGUCGACAAAGAAGAUAAUGUGAUUAAUAGGAAUGAUAACAUUUGAUGAAAUUCUGAUGGCUGAAUAUUUGACACAGUGAUAAA
Diprion similis is the source of this 6973-nucleotide messenger RNA. It is a transcript of the gene Rme-8, whose product is annotated as dnaJ homolog subfamily C member 13. Gene Ontology annotation, biological process: regulation of early endosome to late endosome transport; receptor-mediated endocytosis; endosome organization. The record is from RefSeq and is a predicted model, not a curated record. The coding region runs from base 162 to 6935 and encodes 2257 amino acids. Gene Ontology annotation, cellular component: endosome membrane. NCBI's taxonomy places the organism in Eukaryota, Metazoa, Arthropoda, Insecta, Hymenoptera, Diprionidae. The transcript has 19 exons.